Molecule: messenger RNA, 5736 nt
Organism: Pieris rapae (cabbage white)
Lineage: Eukaryota; Metazoa; Arthropoda; Insecta; Lepidoptera; Pieridae
Gene: NFAT
Product: nuclear factor of activated T-cells 5
Exons: 13
Coding region: 364-3513 (1049 amino acids)
Biological process (GO): regulation of transcription by RNA polymerase II
Cellular component (GO): transcription regulator complex
Molecular function (GO): DNA-binding transcription factor activity, RNA polymerase II-specific; transcription factor binding; RNA polymerase II cis-regulatory region sequence-specific DNA binding
Source: RefSeq, a predicted model, not a curated record
GCAGUUCUCAUAUUUUCUCAAAUUCUCAGUUUGUAUCUGUUGACUGAUUAGGAGUGUUGUAUCAAAUGAACUCCUAAAAUCGUGAAAUUUAGACAAUAUUGUGAUGUUCAAUACAAAUACUAUGUGUUAGUUAAUAAAAAGUAUACAAUUUUUGUGUAAAUAAGUUACAACAUUUUUAGCUAUAUUUUAAAGCUAGUUUUUGUGUCGAUUUGGUUAUAAAUUGACUUUGACGUCAGUCGUGGUCUAAUUCGACCAAUCGUCUAGUGUCACAGAUUAUGUUGUAAAUGUGUGAUAAAAAUAAAAAUAUAAACAAUUGUUUUAAUUCAGCUUUGAAUGGGUACCACGUGAGUGCGUAUUGAAAAUAUGCUAUUGAAAUGUACUGCAGACGGGAGACGUAUCAAAGUGAACGGAACGCCAGUCACGCAAGGGAAUGUAGCGAGAGGCAUGAAAAUGACCAUGUCCACGACGGCGACUAUGAGCGCCCGCGUUCACAGGAAGGUAAUCCGAGCACCGCAUAAACGUGCACACACCGGCAAAUAUCUACACUCAGGCAAGAUGGCGCACCCCGGCAAAGGUGCGCACCAUCCCGGCAAAUUUGCGCAUCUCGGCAAAUUCGGCAAACUCGCACACUACGCGCAUACACACUUACUAAGGCCCCCGGAGCCCUGCGAGAACAGCAACGACAGCGGUUUGGGCCCCGACCACAGAUUGUCAGAUGCGCCUGAAGACUGGGAUCAACCUGAAGCGAAACGUCUUCGUGUCGAUUCAGAUGUUAAGGUCGAGUGUGACGACGCAAAUGAUGCGUACGCUUUCGCACCGCCGGUGGCGCCCGCUACCGCGACCGCUCCGCUCGACGCCGGGUCCGCCACUCUGCCCUCGCCUGCGAUACGAGCUGGUUGCAAUAUAUCUAGUCCAACAAUAUCAGAAUCACCGAGUAGAUUUCAAGAACCGUCAUACAGAUCGUGCGGGAAGGUGGGCACGUCUGGUAAGCUUGCCAGCAAGUACGCCACAGGGGGCAAGCUAUCUGGCAAGCUGGGGGGCAAAUACGGGGGUAAACUGGCGCAGGCUCUCGCCAGAAGAAGAGCUCUUGCGAUGACGCAUGCUGGGCCUCCGGGUUUAGCCGCGCCACUGUCAAGCAAGUCCAAAGAUGGCACUGUGGAAUUACAGAUAUUGUGCCAGCCCGAAUCACAACACAGAGCGAGAUAUCAGACUGAGGGAAGCAGAGGAGCUGUGAAGGACAACUCCGGUAAUGGUUUCCCAAUAGUGAAGCUAGUCGGCUAUGAUAAACCAGCAGUUUUACAGGUAUUUAUCGGCACAGACACAGGCCGAGUGGCGCCACAUAUGUUUUACCAGGCGUGUCGGGUGUCAGGCAAAAAUUCAACUCCAUGUAAGGAGAGAAAGGAAGAUGGUACCGUCGUCAUAGAAAUCGACCUGGAGCCACCCAAGAACUGGCAGGUCACCUGUGACUGUGUCGGGAUUUUGAAGGAGCGUAAUGUAGACGUAGAACACCGCUUUGGAGAGUCGUUAGGUGGAGCGGGAAUAGGCCCCCACGCAGCUCGAGGGAAGAAAAAAUCUACCCGAUGUCGCAUGGUCUUUCGAACUGAAAUAGUGGACGCUGCUGGCCGUUCUGAAACUUUGCAAGUGUGCUCAACUCAAAUUAUAUGCACACAACCACCAGGCGUUCCAGAAGUGUGUCGAAAGUCGUUGGUAUCGUGUCCGGCGUCGGGAGGUUUGGAGUUAUAUCUCCUGGGUAAGAACUUUCUGAAGGAGACACGAGUGGUCUUUAGAGGGGUCCAUGAGGGCAGAACCUGGGAAGAGGAGGUGGUACCUGACAAAGAAUUUUUGCAGCAGACGCACUUGGUUUGCUGCGUCCCGCCAUUCGCCAGGCCUGAAAUAACCGAGUCCGUUGGUGUACAAGUGUUUGUACGGUCUGGGGGCAAAGCCUCCGAACCUCACUCAUUCCUCUACACCCCGCCCUCGCUCGAGACAGGCCCGGUGCACAGCACGCGACAUCAUGCCCAUGCGCACACAGGAGACGACCGCGAAGCCCGGCCUGUGGCCUGGUGGGGUGGAGGCAUAGGAAUGGGGCUCAUGCCGCCCCCGGCGCCUCCCAAUCGCCGACCGUCCAUCAUAGUGCCCGAUCCUCACUCUCCAUUAGGACUCAAGAGCGAGGUGACGGAUGAAUCCAGCCAGCAGUCGGAAGGAGAGGACAGGGACGAGACGGCCCCGGACGGACUCGCCGGUAUGGAUCUACGGCUGAAGCCCGAGAACAUCGCCACAGGCGGGCCACCCCAGCAGGUUGGAUUCGUCAGCGGCUUCGACUCCAUAAAGCUAUCGCCCUCCAACAAUUCACAAAGCGAACCUCAAUCGUCUAUCACAUCUUUCUCGCAGCAGCUCGCCGCCAUACAGAACCAAGUUCAGACUGACAAAAUGGUGGAGUCAGUUACCGCUGCCAUAUUUAAUUCUGACGGUGGCGGACAGAUAUACGUCGACCAACCGAUCAUGCCCAUAAGUCAAAUGAGUCAGAUGCAGCAACUCAUCUCCACCAAGACUCAAAUGGACCCGCUGGAAACCGAAAUGAAGGUUUUAAAUCCGGAAAUGAUGAUGACCGACACGAGCAUGCAGACGUCGGUGCUUCAAUCGACUAAUGAACAGAGGCUCAUGGUUUACAAUCAGGUGCAACAGAACACGGAGGAGACAUACAAUCCGUUCAGCGGAAUGACUAAAAUGGAAGCGUCCCAAAUCGAGCAGCGGUUGGCGCAACAGAGCGCUCAGAUGGAAGCCCUAGUGGAGGACGCGAUGAAGGCGACGGCUGCCAUCUUGCCCUCCGACGCUGCCAAACUCGACGAAUUCGUUAAUUCCCGAGUGGACGACCACCUCUCAGGUUCGGCCACUUCUCCGUCAUCGGCGUCGCACGCGUCCGAUAUCCUCCUGAGCCCUAACGCUCCUAUAGUACAACGGAGCUCCGGUUCUGACCUGCUCGCCCCCAUGCCCCCCUCCUCCAUCUCCCCCGACGUCAUUCUCAACCCGCAGGUUUCCCCGAGCCUCCUCUGCGAUAACAAUCAAAGGAUCGUCAUGCCCCCCGGCCCUACCCAAGAGGAGCUCAUGAUGAUCCCCGACAUACCCACCUCCGUCAAGACCCCGCCCGCAGCCGUGAAAUCUAUGAUAUUGAACGCGGCCGCCGAGAUCUUGACAUCGGAUUCGGCGAUGAACGCUCUAGUGAAAUCGGCCAUAAGUACGGCCAACAUUUUCACGAACGAGAACGUGGGCGGGAGUGGGGUGAUGCCGACGACGGACGCGCAGCCGUCGGAUGAACCCCCGCCGGAGACCCCCCUCGACGCCAUGUCGCAGGCUGUCAGCCAGGCGGUUACUCAGGCCGUUAGUCAGGCCGUCAGCCAAGCGGUGAGUCAAGCUGUGAGUCAGGAGAUGACGGGCCCCGUCCAAGGUCUAACCGAUAUGAGUGACCAGGACCUCCUGUCUUAUAUUAACCCGUCGACUUUUGACCAGGUGUGAAGGAGGCUUCGCGGCAGUCGUUUCUCACAGCUCGUAAAGCAUUUCUCGUGACGUACCGAGAGCAGUUUUAUGUGAAUUCUUUAUAAAUCACUGACGUGCGAUUCCCUAACGUAAUCUCUCAGUGCGUGCAACAAAAUGAUUCUCAUAUAUUUAGGAGUAUGAAUUGGUGCGACGGCGUGUCAAUUAUCAAGAGUCAGUAUUACAGGGCUAUAAAUAUGAGGAAUUGUGACUCGGAUGCGAAUGUCAAUUGAAUCUUUGGUACUUAACGAGUGACCGAAUGAACGAGGAAUUUCAUUCGUUCGUUGUUCGUCGGUGUCGCUGCUCGUUGUUGCUAUUAAAGUAUGUAUUUGUGGUUAGACAUGAGAUGUUGUAUUUUGAUAAAGUUAAAUAUUUCGUAGUUUAUGUAAAUAAUAGAUAGCUUUGAAUUUAUGUUAUUUCUUCAUAUAUCGAUUGCUUAAACCUGGUGUUUGAUAAAAAGCAUUCCGUAUAUCCAUUAAUUAAUUCAAGUUAAAUUAACAAGAAAAAUUUGAAAUGUAUUGCGCAGUUUCUGACAAUUCUAUUAUGUACGAAUUCGCUUUAAAUUAGUUUAUUGACAAUGCACAUAAAAUAAUGAAAUGCGUUUUUUAUAAGAUGUUUGUUACGUUAUUGAGAAUUAGUUAAUUUUAAGCAAAAGUACUGAUGUUUAUAGAGCAAAUGUUUAAAUAUAUCAUGAAUGUUCAUUUUUAUAGCUAAUGUCGAAUGCUACAUGUUAAUUGUGCCAUUAUGUUACUCUAGGAUAGUACGUGUUAGGUUUAUGUGCGAAUUAUUUUGGUGUCGAAGUUGUUUGGCCGACGUUAAUUGCUCUUUGCCAAAAACCAAAUUUUAAGUUAUUCGAUCAAUCUUACGUCCUAAAAAUAUUUUUGAAAUUUAAUCUCUAUUAAUAUAACUAGUAUAAUUUUUUAUAUUAUAAAUAUAAUACUGAUGUACCUUAAAGUUUUGCGCUAGUUGAAUAACUACUAUAUACUUAUAUUGCUUUGGUUUUGUAUUGUUAAAAUAAUAUUUUGGUGGUCGUUGAGUUACACCCACAGGCCGUAACACCUUUAUUUUUAAACCAGUACGAAGGGAGGACUAUUUGAUAUCUGUAUUUUAUUGAACUGUCAUCUGUAUAUGUACUGUAUAAUAGUAAAUAUUGAAUAACACUACUGUAACAGUUGUAAAGUAACAUUUGACUUUUAAAAGUUUUUUUUUAAUUGGUUUAAUAAUUUACUGUAGCUUAGUUAUGACAAAGUACUACUCAAUGUUAAGAAGCUUACAGCUGCGCUGUUGACGGAAAUUUGAGUUUUUUUCCAAAUAUAUUUUAUUUUUAGCAUUCAAUGCAUUUAGAAUAUAGGUACGGUAGAUAACGGUGCCCAAUAUUUAAGGCAUCUAUAACAAACAAAUACUCAUAUUUGCCAAUCUUCGCAACUGUAUAUUUAAAUCGAUUACCCAAAGAAGAAUAAUAUUAAAUUAUAGUUUAUAAUUAGAUUGGUUGGUCGAAUAAUUUAUGCGAAUUUUGCCCGUUAAAUUGUCGAGACAGCUGAGAACGUGCCUUUAAAAUUAAAAUAUAGUGACUGCUUAACGCAUUUAUUUAACAAACAUUCCGAAUUUAACGUUUGACAAAUUGAAUAAUUUAUUUUAAAUACGUUGAGCAUGUCGCUUAUAAUAUAUAUAAAUAUAUCACUAUGUAACAGGGACCAUAUGCAUCACUACACAAAACUUCUACAAUCGCCAAAAUUUUAUAGAUGGAUAUUUUUAAUCAUAUAGAUUAUAUAUACGGAAUUAUAUUAUAUCUAUUAAAUCUUACUUUUUGGGACGCGAUUAAUCAUUUUUAAAGUAUCCUUUAGAAUUUAUUGGAAUUUUAAUGUAGUUGGUGUAAGUCUUCCACUAAAAGAGGCACAAAACGACGCAUUUAUCAACGAAGUUAUUGUUACUAGUAUGAAAAAAGAGGUGUAAUAAUAAUUUUAAUUAUUCGCUAUAAAAUGUGGCUAACACUCGGCCCAUUAUUCGAUGCAGAACAUUCUCCGUGGUAAUAAUAAACGACAUUAUUAUUAUUAUUAAUGUUGCGCCUGUUUCUUCAUAUUGUCCCUAAUAAUGCGACGCGCACGCGCAGUUCUCUAGUCGGUCGAAAUAUCAAUGCAACUUGCCGGUGUUACAAUCAUGUAUGUUAUUUGUUUUGAUGUAAUUGAUUAAAUGUUAUGGAAAAUA